Molecule: messenger RNA, 1359 nt
Organism: Xylaria bambusicola
Lineage: Eukaryota; Fungi; Ascomycota; Sordariomycetes; Xylariales; Xylariaceae
Product: serine 3-dehydrogenase
Exons: 1
Coding region: 228-1145 (305 amino acids)
Source: RefSeq, a predicted model, not a curated record
GGUCUUUCUUCCUUUGUUACGACACCAUGUGCCAAUACUCCAAUGAUAAGUACAAAGACUAUACAGCUCAAGUAGGAUGGGUAUCUAAUUACUCGGGGUUCAAGGGUGUGGUGCUGAAUUAUUGUAGCUAUAUCAGUAAACAUUAACGCAGCCAUACCUCCCCAGGUGCUACGAGCAUCUUUGUUUGAAUAUCUACGUGUUUUAGAUGAUAUCAGUUUCAUAGCGCUAUGGCAGUAAUUACCCCCAUGAACGGCCCGAAUAGCGCCAAUACUAAAAAGGUCUGGCUCAUCACAGGAUGCUCUUCAGGGCUGGGCCACUCCAUCGCAGUCGCUGCCCUCAACCGAGGCGACAUUGUUGUUGCUACAGCGCGCGAUGUAUGCAAGCUGUCCUCGUUAUCCGAGCUUGGGGCCCAGACAAGGAGCCUGGACGUGACGUGGUCUGACGCUGAGAUCUCUCAAGCCAUCGCAGAUUUCACCCUGAGCACUUAUGGCCGUAUCGAUAUCCUCGUCAAUAAUGCUGGAUACAUCCUCACCGGCGGGGUCGAAGAAUGCAGUCACGACGAGGUACAAGCCGUGUUCAAUACCAACGUGUUCGGCCAGCUGAACAUGAUACGCGCUGUGCUGCCGCUUAUGCGUCGACAGCGCUCUGGUGUCAUCGCGAAUCUGGGUAGCAUCGGCGGGUGGCAUGGCACGCCCGGUGCCGGACUCUACUGUGCGACUAAGGCAUGCGCGUCGCUCCUAUCGGAGUCUUUACGUAGCGAGGUCGCACAUCUCGGGAUAAAGGUGAUGGCCAUUGAGCCGGGAUACACACGUACAGAAUUCCUAACCCCAAGUCGUCGCAUGCGUGCCGCCAAAGUGAUCCCCGAUCUAGCUGAGGGUAUCGAACCGACCAUCAAGGCACUCGACGCUUACAAUCUUAAGCAACCAGGCGACCCCGACAAGGCCGCGCAACUCGUCGUUGAGGCGCUCACAGAGAGCGGUCGGUGUGUUGGAUAUGAACUCCCACAGAGGUUAUUGAUUGGGGAAGACGCGUACAAGAUAGUAAGGGGACAUAUAGAGGCACAUCAGAGUGGUUGGGAAACCUGGGAGAAACUGGCUACAAGGACUAAUCAUGAUGAUGUAAAAGUUGAUAGCUCAUCAGCCUAAAGGGCAGUGAGUGGUAGUGUUAUUAUGUUCUAUUCGAUUAGCAGGCAAAAGGUGAAAAGAAAUAAGCAUUCGAUCAAGAAUAGUGGUAGGAUUGCGUGCGAAGUCAAUCGUUUUGGCCUCGAAACUAACCUGUCUGGUCAAUAUAAACAUCAGGCAAACUGCAUGAGCACUACAUGUAGUGAGGUAGAUUUUCAGUAGCACAGGUGAGGCGCAG